UCACAAAAGGCAACUCUUCAAUUUAUGAAGGAGGAGGAAAGAAAGUUGGGAAAUGAAAAGGAGGCUGCCAACAGAGAGUUAAAUGACUUGAGGAGAGCUAAUGCACAAAUCAACCAGAGAAGAGAGUAUCUCGAGGGCAGACUAGAUGCAGAAACUGAAGAAUCUGAUUAUGACCUAGACGAAGAAUACAGAGAUCAAACCCUGCGUGGAAGGCAGAAAUAUCUCCUGAAUGAGGUCAAAUGUUUGGAGACAACAUUAGCAAAGCGUCGUGCAGAAUUAAGACAAUCUGAUAGACUUUUAGCAGAGUGUCAGAGUGACCUGGCAGCUGCUAGGGAUGAG
Owenia fusiformis is the source of this 339-nucleotide messenger RNA. Lineage: Eukaryota; Metazoa; Annelida; Polychaeta; Sabellida; Oweniidae. The record is from the annotation of a GenBank genome assembly.